CCUGUCUCGUAAGGUCAGGAAGCGUACGAUCAAAAUACUAAGUUGGGUACCGAGUCGUCGGGGACGGCUCUUCUCAGUAUUUUCAGACCUAGGCCUAGCCGGGGACAUUUUGAUAAAUGGUGAUUGUUAAAACCUAGCAGUGUUGUUUGAGACCCAAAGAUGAUGAAUGUGUUCUGUAAACAGUUGCGUCCACUUGGUCUUGCCAUGACCUCUCGUGUGGCCUUCAAUUUCAUCAUCAACAACAUCUUUGUAACAUCAAGGAUUACUAGUAUACCUCAUUUUUCCCAACGAAAACAAAACUUUUCUACUCUCCUACCAAAAACCUACAAAACUGUUCAUUAUGUUUUACCAAGAUUCAAGAAUUAUUCUCCAUUAUUAUCAAAUAAGAUGUAUACUCAAUUUCAUACUACUAAAAUAAAUAAGAAAAUAUCAAUUGAUUGGAUAAAGAAUCCAGGCCAACAAGGGAGGUGCAUAAGUUUUAAAACAAGCGCAAUAGUUGAUGCAAUGCCUGGUAGAGUACAACCCUAUCUACGUCUAAUUCGUUUUGAUAAACCAAUAGGAACGUGGCUGUUGUAUUUACCUUGUGCGUGGAGCAUUGCUAUGGCUGCUAGUCCCGGUAGUUUCCCAAAUUUUUACUAUCUUGGAGUGUGCGGAAUCGGUGCAUUGUUAAUGAGAGGAGCGGGCUGUACAAUUAAUGAUAUGUGGGACAAAGACUUUGACAAAUCAGUUUUCAGGACAAAGUCAAGACCAAUUGCAGCUGGAGAGAUCUCAAGAUUUCAAGCAUUAGUGUUUCUUGGAGCCCAGCUAUCUGCUGCCCUCGCUAUUUUAUUAUCAUUCAACACAUACAGCAUUGUUGUAGGGGCCUCUUCUAUGGCUCUUGUUGUCACUUACCCUCUUAUGAAGAGAAUUACAUUUUGGCCUCAAGCAUUUCUUGGUCUUGCAAUGAAUUGGGGUAUAUUGGUUGGCUGGUCUGCUGUACAUGGGAGCUGUGAUUGGUCGGUUGUUCUACCCCUGUUUACUAGUGGUAUAUGCUGGACGAUUGUGUACGAUACUAUAUAUGGCCAUCAGGACAAAUCUGAUGACUUGGCUCUUGGUCUAAAAUCUACAUCUAUUCUGAUGGGUGAUAAAACCAAGUAUUGGUUAAGCGGUUUUGGUACAGCAAUGAUUGGUAACCUAGCCCUCGCGGGCUACAUGUGUGACCAAACGUUAGCCUAUUACUUGGCUGUGGGGCUAGUAGCAGGGCAUAUAUCAAGUCAGAUAUGGACUCUGGAUAUUAACAACCCGGAAGACUGCUGGAAGAAGUUCAGCUCCAACAAACGACUCGGUUUUAUCUUACUUGCUGGAAUAAUUGCCGGGACAUUAGCCAAAGUGGAUAAAAACAAAGGAAAACAUAAUGACACCACAACUGCCCAGGCACAAACUUAAACACUAGGUUUUUGAAAACAAUUUAGAUCUGAAACAAAGAUUUAAGGCCAAAAAAUUGAGUAAGUGAGAAACGUAUGAAGUGUACACUUUGGGCCGUGUUUGAGAUCUCAUUGCAUUAUACAGUAUAAAGAAUGUGAUGUAGUAAUUGGUUGCUGGUGUGUAAAAAUCAGGGUAUUCAAAAUUGUACGUAUCUACGAGUGCUAACAGGCCAAGAAGAUGGUCAGCGGUUUUUCGCGAAACAAGAUAUAAUGAAAGUCUCGCUCUCAACGAUUACAUAAACUAGCAAAUAAAAACCAACUAAAAGGAUACUUUUCGCAAUAUUUAUUCGGAUCAACAUAAUCCAGUAUUGAAGUAUUUUUAUACCAAUUUUGAUAUUUUUCAUAAUUAUAAAAGAAAAAUCAAAAGAAAUAUUUCCCCAUUUUUAAUUCUUUUGGAGUUAUUAUUCGCAUUUGUACAAUGGAUAUAAUACAUAAAUUGAACUCAUCAACAAUCAUAGCCUGGGCUCUGAAAAAUGCUAAUAGUAUAAAGUAAUAACAAAGAUUCACUUGGCAUUAUAUGUUUUUUUUGUUCUCAAACAUCCAAGAAAAAUAGAAAAGUAGAUAUACUAUCUGACAGAUAAAUAUAACAGAAAUUAUGAGGCUCUCUGAGAAUAGGUACUGUUGAAUUUGUUUCCUUGGAACCUCACUAGUGUGUAAGCAACUAAUGUUUAUUUACCUUUUCCACACACACAUACACAACUUUGACAAUCCAUUCAUACAAGUUUACAUUUACCUUACAUUAUUGGGCCAUAGUCGGGGAUCUUGUCGCUAUUGAUUUAAUAUGUGUGGUUGACUUUUUAAAUAUACAUUUUGAGAUGUUUAUCUUAUAUGUAUCAUGAUCAUUUUAUAAAAAACUAAUAAUUCAUCUCCAUUUUUGUUUUCUCAUAAUUAUAACUUAUAUAUACCAUACUAUUUGUUUAUAAGAAAUAUAAAUAAUUAAUUAAUAUUAAUCAUUCCUAAAAUACAGAUACCAAAUAUAAUUGGCAUACACACUGUAAUGAAAGGUAAUGGUAAAAUUGUUAAGAAUGCAAAUAAAAAACAUCUUAAAAAAUGAAAAUUGUAAAGGUAAGGCAUUCUGCAACCCAAUAUUUUGCUGCAUUAAUAAAUGGUCUAAGCCUAGUGUUUCUUAGAAAUUCAUGUCAUGAAAAUUUAGGCUUUUGAGGUAUAGGCCUAUUAAUGAAAGAGGAGCAACAGAUUCUAAUAAACCAGUAAGAUGGAAUAAUGCCUGAUAAAGAUUAUGCAUGAGUUAAUGGUAUUACAAAUAAUAUUAAUGGUUUGUACAAAUGAAAUGAUUGUUACUGAAUAUAAAGUAACAAAAAUGUCUAGGAAUAGAAAAAUUAUUUAAGCUAUUUUGGCAGAGAACUCUUGUUAGAUCAGGAUUUAGCUAAAAUUUGUAUCUGGAUAGAUCCUGCCUAAACUGGAUCCAACCAGAAAUUAAUGCAUAAUUGAACACAUUUCACUUCAUAAACCAUGGAAUGCAGCCAUUUGCAACAUGGAACAAACAUCAACAAAUUAAUUCACAUCUUGUGCUUUGCAUAUUAACAUCUUUGGCAAGUACAAAGUAUAGGCCUACACAUACAACAAGACACAACUACAGAAUAUCUACACCUAGGUAAAUGUAACAAUAUAUACAAUAAGGCAUUUUUAAAAAUAAUUACUACUUCAGAUGUUGCUCAAUGAUGUCCCCAGCACACAAUUUUGUUUCAACAAAUAAUAUACAAAUGUUAACUUGCAGAUAUUUUUUAGUUUGAUUAGGCAAGACUUCUUUUAUACUUGUUUUGCGAACACACUGCCCGCCAAUACUGAUGAUUUCAAAUAAAAAUAAAAUUUGUCACGAAAAAA
Molecule: messenger RNA, 3305 nt
Organism: Anneissia japonica
Lineage: Eukaryota; Metazoa; Echinodermata; Crinoidea; Comatulida; Comatulidae
Product: 4-hydroxybenzoate polyprenyltransferase, mitochondrial-like
Exons: 9
Coding region: 160-1425 (421 amino acids)
Biological process (GO): ubiquinone biosynthetic process
Cellular component (GO): mitochondrial inner membrane
Source: RefSeq, a predicted model, not a curated record